Molecule: messenger RNA, 1018 nt
Organism: Camelina sativa (false flax)
Lineage: Eukaryota; Viridiplantae; Streptophyta; Magnoliopsida; Brassicales; Brassicaceae
Product: serine/threonine-protein kinase TIO
Cellular component (GO): cytoplasm
Molecular function (GO): protein binding
Source: RefSeq, a predicted model, not a curated record
UUUCUCUAUUUUCUUCUUCUAUUGUUUCCCGACUCUGUCUCUCUCUCUCUUAUCUCUCAAGAGAGUCGGCGACACAAACGACAGACGCCAUUGACAACCGGAAAAUCAGUGGAUUCACCGCGAACCAUCAGAUUUUUCCGGCUAAAACUGGAAGGUUUUGGUUGAGGAAGACGAUGUCCACUCCGAUCGACUUAAACCGGAAGACUUGACGAUUUUGUUCUCACGACGAUCAACCUCCUUCUGCGACAACGACGGCGGCUUAGUCUUCUGAUGGCGUAAAGCGGACGGCGAGAUCCACUGGGAGACGAAUCGGACAGAGAAGUAGAGCUUGUUAGCAAAGGUUUGUUGGAGCCUAACAGAAUGAAUAAAUUACUCAACCUUUCGAGUCCAAGAGAAGUCAUACUUGAUAUUUUGAUGAUCGUAUCUGAUCUAUCGAGGAUGGAUAAGGGUUUCUAUAAAUACAUCGGCGAGGCUUCUGUUCUGCUGCAGCCUUUAAAAGAAUUUCUUACUCAUUCAGAUCAAAAUAUACGCGCAAAAGCUUGUAGUGCUCUUGGUAACAUGUGCAGACACAAUGGAUAUUUCUACAGCUCUCUGGCUGAACAUCAAAUCAUCGGCCUCCUCAUUGAUCGAUGUGCAGACGUUACUGAGGCUGGUUGCAGAUUGCUCAGCUCUUGCCCUGAACCCGAGCAAGAAAGAGACAGCAAGUGAGUCACCGCUUAAGAUUGCACUCUUCUCAUUGGCUAAAAUGUGUUCAAACCACCAGAUUUGCAGACAGUUCGUGCAGUCAUCAGAGUUGUUCCCGGUCAUCGCAAGGCUUAAACAAUCCCCCGAGGAUAACAUUGCUCACUAUGCUUCAGUAAUUGUUGCCAAAGUCGGUGGUGAUUCCUAAGCAAAGAUACUUUCCCUGUAAAUCUAUCGCGUUUACUUUUGUACAUGUGGUCUUGUUAUUACGUUGAAAAUCUUUUAAAAAAAUGGGCCAAUGAUCUAAGCUGCAGUAAACUGCAACAAAUUACUUCUA